ACAUCGAAAGGCCGAAAGCAGGGGUAAUAAUAUUCAGCGAAUCUAGUUUUCUUCUCUCUCGUCUCCCUUUUGCUUUCUUCGGGCACAACUGCUUCAUCUUCUUUGGACGUGCCUGUUCAUUCAAGCUAGUGUUUUUUUUUUCUGUCCACUUUCUCAACGACCACCCUCCUUCUGAUUUUUCAUAUUUUCAUACGCUCUUCGGUUUUGUUUGAUAGAUUUAGGUUAUAUAAGAUCUUUGUGAGAAGGCAUGGGGAGGUUGUUUGUGGUGAAUCUCGAGGGGAAGAUCUAUAGCUGCAAGCACUGCCGGACCCAUCUUGCACUUUUUGAAGACAUCGUUUCCAAGUCUUUCCAAUGCAAGCAUGGGAAAGCUUACCUCUUCAAGAAGGUAGUGAAUGUGUCUGUUGGUGAAAAAGAGGAGAGAAUGAUGAUGACUGGGUUGCACAUUGUUGCAGACAUAUUUUGUGUUGGAUGUGGAUCGAUAGUAGGGUGGAAAUAUGAGACUGCCCACGAAAAGAGCCAGAAGUACAAGGAAGGAAAAUCUGUGCUUGAGCGGUACAAGGUAUCAGGUCCUGAUGGAAGCAAUUACUGGGUAAGCCAUGGAGCACAUAUUGGUGGCAGUGAUUCAGAUGAUGCUUGACAACUCCAUUUUCAAUUGUACAUUCUUUAAAUCCCCAGUGUUCUUAUUUGAUAUUUCAACUCAUGUGAAAUGCGAACUUGUAAUUCCUAAUUUCGGAUGCUGGCCCAACUGUCAGUAAUGGAAGUAUUUCCUUUUAAAAAAAAUUAAUGAAAAGUAUUUGUUGUUGAUUCCAAUAA
Juglans regia (Persian walnut) is the source of this 813-nucleotide messenger RNA. RefSeq names its product protein yippee-like. Gene Ontology annotation, cellular component: ubiquitin ligase complex. The transcript has 5 exons. Lineage: Eukaryota; Viridiplantae; Streptophyta; Magnoliopsida; Fagales; Juglandaceae. The record is from RefSeq and is a predicted model, not a curated record. Bases 248 to 637 code for a protein of 129 amino acids.